AUGGCAUUUGUGUAUUGGUAUGCUCUCGUCCUUGUUGAAAAUAAUGAAAUUACUUCGAACCGUGUUAUAAUGGUCUGUUCUUUUGCUGUUUUUUCGAUACAAGCACUAGGACUUAUCGGAAUGAAAUCUUGGCGUAUCGGCGCAUCAAUCUCAGCUGCUGAAACGUUUUUUAAUUUAUUUGAUCGAAAAUCAUCUAUCGACAAUACAUCUAAUGAAGGACAAGAAUUGGUUAGCUUUCAUGGUGAAAUAAAAUUUGAUCAAAUUUCAAUUGAAUAUCAAACCAAUCAACGUGUGGCUCUUGUUGGUGCUUCUGGACGUGGAAAAUCAACAAUAAUUCAACUGUUAGAACGAUUCUAUGAUGUUACUAGUGGUCAACUACUGCUUGAUGGUGUUGAUAUUCGACAACUGAACAUUCAAUGGGUUCGUUCUCAUUUUGGCCUUACUUUUGAAACAAAAGUAGGAUUGAAAGGUAGUUUUCUGUCAGGUGGUAAGAAACAGCGUAUUGCUAUUGCUCGAGUUCUUCUUCGUCAACCUAAAGUAUUGUUAUUAGAUGAAGCUACAAGUGCUAUGGAUUCACACAAUGAACAAAUUGUAGAAGAAGCCCUUGAACAAGCUCAAACAGAAGAUCCUAGUCGAAUAUCACUUAUUAUGGCUCAUCAUCUUUCAACUAUUCGUUCAUGUGAUUUGAUUUGUGUACUAGAUAGAGGACAUAUAGUUGAAAGUGAUACACAUACAGAAUUGACACAACGACAUGGUGUUUAUUAUAAAAUGGUUGCUCAAAACACUUUACAAUAA
This is a messenger RNA of Rotaria sordida, 795 nucleotides long. Lineage: Eukaryota; Metazoa; Rotifera; Eurotatoria; Philodinida; Philodinidae. The record is from the annotation of a GenBank genome assembly.